This is a messenger RNA of Nannizzia gypsea CBS 118893, 288 nucleotides long. RefSeq lists its product as hypothetical. The transcript is spliced from 4 exons. Bases 1 to 288 code for a protein of 95 amino acids. Lineage: Eukaryota; Fungi; Ascomycota; Eurotiomycetes; Onygenales; Arthrodermataceae. The record is from RefSeq and is a predicted model, not a curated record.
AUGCUCCGACAAAGACAUAGCAUCACCGGUAAAGAGGUAGAUGGUCUUACAAUCUCAGAGGGGUAUCGCAAUGCCUUCCUUUGCUUUUGGCCUUAUUCCUUUUGUUGUUUUCUGCGUUUGACUGGUCUCCUUUCAGAAACGUGGGACUUCAAGCUUCCGAAGAAUAGCCGGCAGCUAAGAGAAAAGAAAAGGGGCAAAGCAAACGCAGCGAGAAAGCCGGGCCCAGACUGGAUAUAUGUGAGCACUACCGUGAACUUUAAGGGUCUGGCCGCUUCAGCCUCUCACUAG